AUGCCCUGCUACGGAGGGAGCCUCCAAAAAAUGUCGACCGGCGGCACCCUCAGUAACUACUAUGUCGAUUCCCUCAUAGGCCACGACAGCGAGGAAGUGUACGGUGGCGGCGUCGGAGGAGCAGGAGGAGGCGUCGGCGGCGUCGGAGGGGCUGCCCGGUUCCUUCAGGGAGGUCACCAUGCGACCCCCAGGCCAUCCUCAGGUGUGGUGGCCGAGGGCUCGGAUUUCUCCUCCUGCAGCUUCGCGCCCAAGUCGGCCGUCUUCCCAGCCUCGUGGCCCGCCGUGCACCCUCAGCCUCCGGCGCCCAUGCCCGGCAUUUACCACCCUUACAUGCCCCAGCCGCACUUAGGCGGACCGGGCGAGGGCGGCGGAGGCGGCGGAGGCAGAUACGUGCGCUCCUGGAUUGAGCCCUUCGCCUCUUUCCCCAGCAGCCCCGGCAACGGCGGCGGAGGCAACAGCAACGUCUCCGCCGCUAAUGCCGCGGCUGCUGCUGCUGCUGCAGCGGCGACGACCAGCAUCGCCUCCAACGGCGCCGGCGGUGGCUCCUCCAGCGCGCGCCACUACGGGAUCGUCAAGCCGGAGAGCGGGGCAGCCGCCGCCGCCGCCGCCACCGGUCCGGUGGGGCCCUCUCCUUCCUCCUCCUCUGCCACCGUCUCCUCUUCCUCUUCCUCCUCGUCUUGCAGCUCCGAUUCUCCUUCCAAAAGAACUGAGUGCGCGCCGUCUAGGGAGCCCUCGGGGGUCAAUGGGCCCGAGUACACGUGCAAUUCCUUCCUGGCAGAGCCCCGCGAGAAGGCGGCGGCGGCAGCAACAGUGAGCAACGGUUCUUCUCACCCGGUUGCGGCCGCCGUAGCUGCAGCCACCAGCAAUAUUACCACCACCAGCAGCAACGGCAGUACCGCCACCCCGGCCAAGCCAGCGUCUGGUUGCAGCCGCAAUGCUAGCCCCAGCAGCGAUCUGAAGGAGGAGAAGCCUCAGCAGCAACUUGACCCAAGUAAGUUAAAAAAAAUAAAAAAAAAAUCCGAGCCAGAGAGAGAAAGAAAAGAAAUUGCACCCGCUUUGAUUUAUUACCCCAACCUGUAAGGCUCCAAUGUGCAAAACCGAUAGUUUUACUAACCUAUAAAAACGUCUAGACGCCUACUCGAGCGCAAGCGGCAACAAGCAGCCAUAAAAAAGGCUCCCCAUAACCACCUACGGCCAUCAAGAAGACAUCAUUUGUACAGUAAACAGACCGGGCCAUUCAAGGUUUUAUGAUAAUUCCUCCUCAAUUGUGAAAAGAGCAGGCAUCCUCCGUUAAAUUAAUUUAACGACCUUUCUCCCCUCCCCAACCCUCUCCCCUACUUCAAUGCCUGCCCCUCUUCUCCCUCCGAACCCUGACCUUCUCUCUCCCCCCCUUCUUGCUCUCCCUUCUCCAGAUAACCCCGCCGCGAACUGGAUUCACGCUCGUUCCACCAGGAAAAAGCGUUGCCCUUACACAAAAUUCCAAACUCUGGAACUGGAAAAGGAAUUCCUCUUUAAUAUGUACCUCACCCGCGACCGCCGUUACGAAGUGGCUAGGAUUUUAAACCUGACCGAGAGACAGGUUAAAAUAUGGUUUCAGAACCGAAGAAUGAAAAUGAAAAAGAUGAACAAGGAAAAAGGGAAUAAAGGGGACUAGCGCCUUGAGGGUGUGCGUGCGUGCGUUUGUGGAAAUGUGCUGGGCUUUCUAUGAAGAUACACACAAAAGUAUCGAUAUUAAUUAUUGUCAUUAUUAAUAUUAUUAUUAUGUUGCCAGAUCCACUGGCUCGAAACUUCCUAUUGAUCCUGGUGGAUUUAUUCUUUAGAUAGCAGUAAUGUGGUCGAUGUCAGGUAUUUUGGAAAGGAAAGGGAUGGGUGUGGAGAAUGUAUUUGGUAAAAGUUGCUUCUUUCCCCGCGCCUCCAGUUUGGUUUUAAGAUAUUGUGAAUGCACGUUAGGGGUUUAUUUUAGGGGGGGAUUUAUCUAAAUACUAAAUACUAAAUGUUUGACAUGCUACUUCCAAGUGACCCUAGACUAGAGAGAGAGAGAGAGAGAGAGAGAGAGAGAGAGAGUGGCGGGGUUGUAAGAAGGGGGGACAGUCGCUUUUCCAAACUGAAGGCAAAGGCGGCGAUGAAGACGAUAAUAUUGAAUGACAGCGAGGAUUACCUUGAUGGCAAUAGUGCGUUUACCUCGGACUUUCCAAAAAGGAAAAGGGGGGAGGGAGGACUCCAGACCCUGUGCGUCGCCUUCCUUCUGCAGGUUAUGCUUAGCAAAAGUCUUGCCAUAUCAAGGCUGUGAAAUGUUUUUUUUUUUAAAUAUAAAAUAUUUUAUUAUCUCCCCCCGGCUGCCCGUUUCAUCUUCUCCAGUGCACUGUAUUAAAAGCGGUACUUGAAACAGUAUUAACUUCCACAGGCCCCGCGGCUUAACAGUUCUGAGCACCCGUCCCCAUUGCCCGAGGCCUGGAACUCUACCUAAGGACUUAAUUUUUUAAAUAAUAAUAAUAAUGUAAUUGUCAUAGGUUAUUAUAAUAAAGGCUGAGCUGGUGAAAGAACAGUAAUAAUAAUAAUAAUAAUAAUAAUAAUAAUAAUAAUAAUAAUAAAUUGACUGGGAAGAUGGGGGUUUGCGUGUGCUGGGGAAUAAGAUGUAAUGUGCGUGCAAACGCGCCCGCGGUUUGCCUUUGACUUCUCUCUGCAAAGUGGAAAUAAACAGACAGCGCCUGACUAUAAACGAAACCGCCGCCCCCUCCAAAGAGAGAGAGAGAGGGAAAGAAAGAAAAGAGAGAAAAGGAAAAAAGAAAACCCCAGUCUUUCUGCGCUCUCUGUAAUAAAGAUGUCUUGCAUAUAACCCGCAGGAAGCCAUUUGCAGGCGAAGGGACGCUUCCUCUGUUCCUAGAGAGGCAGGCGGUCUCCACCGACACAGGUUCAUCAUUCUCCACUCCUGAAUAUUAUUAUACAAAUCGUGGACAUGAAGGAAGGGUUUCAGCAGGUCAACUGUAUAACAGCUAGUACAGAGCAGGCCUGCAUGACCCUCGCCCGCCCUGCUUCCUUCCCUUCCCCACUCCUUGAUAUCUUUUCUAUUUGAACCUGACUUGCUCCCAAAUCUCUCUCCCCCCCCCCACCUCUGCCAGCAACCGAGCAAAAGAGCUGGUCUUUAAGCCACGAUCUAAAUAUGCGGAGAUACAUUCUAGGACAGGUCGAGAGCGUUUGCCCCGGGUUCAUAGCCUCUACGACCUUCUUUUCUGAGAAUAUUUCCUGGUUGCAGUUGUGAGCGGUGGACGCAUCUACUUGGUGGCGGUGCGUGGCGCAAGCUUCGUAGCCUUUCUUAAAAAAAUAAAUCCGGAACAUAACCAACCGCCCCCCCCAAAAAACCCGAAAGGUUCAUGUAGCAAUUUCAGGGGUGGGGUGGGGGGUGGGGGGGAUCUGUAGGGACAACAUAGGGCAAACCCCGCUGUCCUCAAAUAAGACUGAAGUUGGUUCAUAAUUAUGACGCCAUGUCGCUCAUUCAAAUUCCUGAACCUUAAAGACACUUGAUAGAUAUGGUGAUCAACUCUGUCGGUAUUUGUCAAGGGCUGCUUUAUAGAAUACGUCCUUUUCGAUCAUACGGUUAUCGGUACAUAUCACCAGCUAUAUGCGCGUUAUGUGUGUGUGUGUGUGUGUGUGUGUGUGUGUGCAUAUGUGAAUUUCUGAUAAGGACUUUGAAGCCACCCUGAUGUAGAGAUUUCAGCACAUGCAUAACUCGUCGAUGGAAAUAAAUGGAACGUCCAAGUGUUAAACUUUAGCUGAAUCAUGUAUGUACAUUGUAUUUAAAUACACCAACACACACAAUGCGAUUGAGGGGUGGGCGGCAGGCUUCUGGGAUAUUUUAGAGAAGGAGAGGAGCGUUGUUCUGAUGUGAGACACCAUUUUAAUUAAGCGUCUCGAGGAAAACAUGGCCUCUCAAGCCAUUUGAAAGAAGAUUUAGGGUGAAGGGAAACAGGCACCGAGACCUGGGGGUCUGUAGAUGCUAUCACUUCCCCCUUCCCCUCAGAAAGACCCACAGCGAUUAAGGCCUAGGAAAAGGUGUUGCCUUGCUUCCCCAUUCAUUGUCAACCCUAUACCUAUAAUUCUUUUUAAAACAGGAAGAACCGAGGCGUAAUAAAACCAUUGAGAAGGCUAGACGUCUGGACCUAAUGAGUUUACGAUAUGCGAUGGCGCUUUUCUCUCUUUGAGACCAUCUUAUUUUGAUGUUUGCGUUUGUUAGGAUAGAACACCGAUGCAGACAAAACCAGGUCUUAAAAUCCGUACUAUAAAUUUCAAUAUGUCACCCCGGCUGGGCGAGACAGCAGUUUGGACGCCGCUGAAGUCUGAAAAGUGAGGAGAUUAAGACCAAUUCGGCUGGGUAUGCCAAUGGACCUGGAAGUAGCCAUAUAUUAGAAAGUCAGGGGUUCCUUUUGAAAACAAAAAACAAAAAAGACGAAGAGCUUGGUGUGCAAAAAGUGCAAGAGCAACAACACCCGUAAAGGUUAGGGCAAUACAUAGAACUUGAAACGGGCGAGACUUUAACGUUGGGGAAGGUCCACCUUGGCUGGAACGGGACCGAAUCUAAACUUGCCGAGGUUUGAACCCAAGUCCACGUUUAUUUAUUUCAAAAUGCCACUGCAGCCCAGCUAUGUAGCUGGAUCUGCUUGGAAACAUGGAAACGCUGCCAUCCCCAAACCACUAGCCCUCCGCUUCCAAUAAGCAAGUAACAUUUGCUUAAGAGUCCGUUUCUUUUUUGGAUAUGUUGAGUGUCACAAUAAAGCAGAAACGUGGAUGUUGUUAUGAUUCCAAGUGUAAGUGCGCAAGCCGAAACUGACCAGCUCUCCGAUGGGGAAAGGGAGAAAUAAAAUGACAUAGGCAAGUUCAAGGCAGGAAGGUUUCUGAGCUUGAAAUCGAAGCAUAGAACAGAAACAGACAAAGCAGAAACGGGAGGUUUGGUUUUAUGCUAAUUGCACUGGAACAGCAACGUGCUUCCUCGUUCGUGUUUUCACUUAAUCUGACUUCAUUAGGCAUAAAGAAGUCGUUUCUUUGGUUAAGCAAAAUUCCUAUGAUUAAAAUCCUGUGCUCUUGAUAACAAAAGGCAGCAUUGUGUAGUCAUUGUAAACAUUUCCCCGUCAUUCAAGAUAUAGGAUUUGGCAUAUACCCCUUCUCACUUGUAAAUAUGAAGGAUAUUUCUCAUUCUUUGUAACAAUUGCACGCUCCUUUGAAUUUUUUUUUUUGCAUGACUUUAAUCGUCUUUAGCCAGCGAAAAAGAAAUAUUUUAUUAGAAACAACAACCAAGUGUUCCUUGCAAAUAUCUUUCUUUCACAUUCAUCGUAGAAAAAGCAUAAACAUGUGGCGUCAACCCGGGUUGCCGAACAAGAUUUCAUCUCACCACUAGAGGGCGGUGUUGCUCCAUAUUCUGAUAAUUUUCUGUAUUCGGCCAGGAUUAUUUGUUUAUUUAAAAUAUGUACAGGCUGUUUCUUUUAAUCAAUGAAUUUUGUGUUUGUAGCUAAAAAUAAACGAACAUGACCGUCCUUUGCUAUGAUCUAACUAAUUAAGUGGCGAGAUGUACGCAGUCAGCACCUGAAAAAGUAUCCACCCGUAUAAAUUUGCCAGUGACACCAAAUUUAAUUUCUGCAGAGUAUGGGCAUGUAAAAUAAAAGCGCGCGGGGGGCUAUUUGUGUCUACAGGC
Molecule: messenger RNA, 5683 nt
Organism: Podarcis lilfordi (Lilford's wall lizard)
Lineage: Eukaryota; Metazoa; Chordata; Lepidosauria; Squamata; Lacertidae
Source: the annotation of a GenBank genome assembly